Echinostoma caproni is the source of this 1539-nucleotide messenger RNA. NCBI's taxonomy places the organism in Eukaryota, Metazoa, Platyhelminthes, Trematoda, Plagiorchiida, Echinostomatidae. The record is from the annotation of a GenBank genome assembly.
AUGAAACCAAAUGGAUAUCGCAGGCAGAUACGCAAAUGGUUCCACAACAAAACACGUGAUACAGCUCGAGUCUAUCCUAGAUCACGGUCGGAGACCGGUCGUGAUUCCAGUUCUCGACGAUCCACACCGUCAGACAGUCGAACAGUCGUACAUAGUGGACCGUUUAAGACUCCACUCAAGCGAUCUCGCUGGGAUUCCAGUCACGCAGAUGUGGAGUUAGAUGCUCGUGGUGAUCAAAACAGAGCGCAAGACAUAACUGAGGUUAGAAGCCAUAUGGCUAGUUUUGUCCUGGACGCUCGGCAAAAUCACCCGAUCAAGCAGCAUAACUCAUCUUCUCUGCUACGAGAUUCCGCUUUGCAGCCGAAAGAUUUUUGCCCGGAACAUUAUCGAGUUAAACUGGCAGAUUUUGGGUUCAGCAAAUUGACUUUAACACAAGACCAACCGCUAACCACAUUUUGCGGGUCCCCGGCGUAUGCUGCACCUGAACUUUUCCAAGCACAGAAUUAUCAGGGUGGACCGGUUGAUAUGUGGGCUCUAGGUGUUGUCCUGUUCUUUCUACUCACUGGCAUGCUUCCAUAUCGCGGUUCCACUGUCGGUCAUGUGCGUCGUCUGGUGUUGGAGAAUCGCGGAUUACAACCACCUGACUGGCUUUCAAAAGGUGCUAACACGCUGUAUUUAAAACUGACCGCAAGGCAACCCAGUGAUCGUCCAUCUGCGGCCGCACUUUUGCGAUAUGCACAAUCGGACGCGCAACGCCAUCACUCCGGAGCUGCUUCUGAGAACAGUCUACCACAACCACCAGUGGACGAAUCGAAUACAGAAUUACAACCAUGGAUGACCUGGCUUUCUGGUCAAAUCUUCCCGAAAGCGUUACCGCGAUUCAACAAAUGCCCACCGGUAUCCACCACCAAUGCCACUACCGCUGCCACCAUGAACACGAACGCCUCGACCACGACCAAUGUCAUUGUGACCGCCAUCGAGAAUAACAUUUCCCCGAGCAACGCAAGUAGCACAAAGGACGAAGAACAGAAAGAAAACUCUAAAGCUGUAGAUUUGGGAGUCACAUCUGAGGAUAAAGAUGCAAAUCUUCCAUUGCACUCAUCAUUAGCUGCAGUAGAAACGGAACCAUCACAACCCAGUUUCAACAAAUCCAACCAGUCCAUCUCGGGUCAUAUCGUAGCUUCAGAUGAAGCAGAAGUGGAAGCCGCUCGAAUGUUGCUAGAAUUAGGUGUCACCCGUGAGGAGAUAGCAGCGCCAGAGAAUCAGGUCGCGAGAAGUGCAAUUACAGGCGCGUAUCGGAUCAUGCUGCAUCGAGCACAUCGCGCCCGCCGUAUGAGCCAUUUGGAUCCGUCUGUGCCUGCAACAACGGACAGCCCAGUUGGUAUUCCUAAUUCCAUUUCAACACCUCUCAUCCAUUCUGGUCCAUCCGCUUUGAUAGACCACAGCAAAAAGCGUUACCGAACAAUGAGCCCCUGCCGAACGACAGAUCGGACGAGACGUCGACCGACAAAAACCAGUCGCUUUUGCGUUAUUCUAUGA